Cryptomeria japonica (Japanese cedar) is the source of this 1041-nucleotide messenger RNA. RefSeq lists its product as uncharacterized. NCBI's taxonomy places the organism in Eukaryota, Viridiplantae, Streptophyta, Pinopsida, Cupressales, Cupressaceae. Bases 116 to 748 code for a protein of 210 amino acids. The transcript is spliced from 3 exons. The record is from RefSeq and is a predicted model, not a curated record.
UUCUGUCACAAAAUAUCUGAGCUAUAUAAGUUUGAGUGGCCCCAUCAACAUUCUCAUCGUCAAUUCUCGUCAAAUCACAGAGUGAGUGAGGAGAGGAGAGUGAAUUUGAAAGAAAAUGGCAUCCCACUCCAAUAUUCUGCCUAACCAACACAAAUGUAGGCUUUGUCCCGCACUCUUUCUCACGCGUCUUGCACUUGAAGGACAUAACAAUGCCCACAGAUCAGAAAAAGUUAAGGAGGAAUUUGACUUUGUCGCGAAUCUUUUUGCAAAGCGUUUGGCUUCGAUAUCUCGACCAGUACAACAAAAGCGACUAAAAACUGAAUUUAGAGGAAGUGGUUUUCCUAGCGCUGAUGCACUGGGCCUUCCGUUAACUCCGGAAGAAGUCAAAUUUUUAGAGGAGAACUGCCCAGAAGUUAUGUUGCGUUUCCCUCCUACUGCCUCUCCGGAUAAAUUGCAGAAUUAUUCUUCUUCACCCAGUCUUCAGAGUGUUUUUGAGGAUGCUGAAGAACAAGUUCAAAAAAUGGGUCAGAAUUUCCAAUGUACUCAGGAUGUUUUGACGUCACAGCAACUGUUGAAUUCUUCUUCUUCAAGCAAUCCUCAGAGUGUUGGUGGACGUGGUGCAGAACAAUUUGAACAAAUGGAUCAGAAUGUUUUCAGGACUUGCUCACAACAAUUUCAGCAGGGAGAAGAUGAAUCGCAACUUCAGGACUCGGAAUUGCAUGCAAUUUGGGAAUAUCUGAAUAUCUGAAUCCUCAUUAGGUUAAGCAGCCACCUUGAACCUGCAGGAGGAUCUCUAUUUUCCUCUCCUCCCAAAUUUCAUGCCAUUUACAGCAGCAAUUUAAGCUGUCCUUUCUUUCUUUCUUUUGUGAUUAUGUAUAACACAUCUCCAUUACAAACUGAGGUGUUGCCAUCAUUUGAGUCCACGUGGCACUGUACUAGUAUAGGCUCACUGUGAACUUUUGGACAGAGCAAUGGAACUCUGUGUGCUCGUGGUACUCUUGUAAAUGUUUUUCAUUUUUUCAUAUUUAAUAAAGCUCAAUA